UUUUGUUUACAUCUGACGGAUCUUGUUAUAAUUUUAAUUUAUGCCGAUGUUUGUUGGCGACUCGUCGCCGCAGGUGUUUUGAUCUGUGCUCACAACAACUGCUCCCUGUGAUGCACCUGCCGCCUGGACAACUGAAAGUCGUGCUCAUUCUGGCCCUCUUGCAGGAGCUGCAGGUGAAGCCGCAGAGGGACAUUUUUCAGGAUCUCUUCGAGAAGGAUGUGCAAUUGUGUCACGAAUGCUUCACUGGACAGCGUGAACAGUGCGAGGAGAUAUUCCAGAAAAUAGCAGAGCCCUCGGAUUGGAGCAGACUUCUAAAAGGCAUCUCCUUGCUCUUUGAUCGUAGGACUGUUUAUUUUCUUGACCUGAUAGAGGAGGAUUGGGAAACCGAAGUAGUGGCAAAAAGAAAGAACAUUUAUGAACAAAAACAUGAUGUAGAAAACACGAAAAAGAUAUUUCUAGAGCUAGAGGAGCGACCUGGUGGCUUCCAUCUUUGCCGAACUUUUGCAAAAAAGGCUCGUUUUGUUGAAUACUUAGAGCAGCGAGGACAUGCCGCCGCCAGCAGCUGGUUCUACAUGAUGCACUACGUCAGUCCGCUUCUUAUGCAAGAACUGCACUCACUGCAAUUUCCUGUGCCAAGGACCUACGCCUCCUGCGGCCUUACACAUUUUCAAGCCUAUGCAGGACAAACUUUAAUACACUACGCAGAAGCGGAGGAAAAUCUACGCCUGGAGCUGUCUCGCCAGUUGCUGGAAUUAUCCCUUAAGUUGACCUUUGGCUUCUCAGACUUUCGUAUCUACUUGACCGAUUUCACGGCUGAUAACUUUGCCUAUGACGAACUCAACCAGAGGGUGACUCUCGUCGAUUUGGAUUCGUUGGUUCUGGUUGACGGUUUAUCCACUUCAGGAGAGGCACAGAAAUACGAACCCCUUCCAGGCGAGGGAUUCACCUUUGAUGUUUCGGCCUUCUGCUCCGGCCAGCAGCUGGAUGCGAAUGUCUAUCAGGCAUGCCUUCUCCUGAGGGAUUUCCUGCUCAAGAAUGUGGACAACGAAAGACUUCAACUGCUCUUGGAGCAGUGCGUUGCUUGCCAAGAUGAACUCUGUGAUAUGCGCUUCCAGCAAGCCUACGACUUGAUCAAAUUGCUGGACAACUAGAGUAAGAGACAAGGAUUGGAGAUCCACUAGAAGUUAAUCGUUUAUAAUCAUAAAACACACAUCCAUUA
Molecule: messenger RNA, 1219 nt
Organism: Drosophila takahashii
Lineage: Eukaryota; Metazoa; Arthropoda; Insecta; Diptera; Drosophilidae
Product: divergent protein kinase domain 2A
Source: RefSeq, a predicted model, not a curated record